Messenger RNA from Cercospora beticola, 2040 nucleotides. RefSeq lists its product as uncharacterized. The record is from RefSeq and is a predicted model, not a curated record. Gene Ontology annotation, cellular component: cytoplasm. Lineage: Eukaryota; Fungi; Ascomycota; Dothideomycetes; Mycosphaerellales; Mycosphaerellaceae.
AAACAUCGCUUGGUACAUUGCUUCUGCAGCUUGCUGACUUCUUCAGGUGCAGCAGACAAGAUGGCAGCAGUGAGCUCGCCGUCGUCGUCACCGAGACUACCCUCACCACCGCCCAUCGCAGAGGACCAGGUGGGGCCAACAUCACCUGGGCUCUCGCUAUACGAAGAGCAUGGGAAGGUGCCCGGCGCGAGCAUCACCGAUACAGGCGCUGCACGAAGAAUACGGCCGGGCACGAAAGCGGAGGAUAUACACGAAGGCCCGCCUUUGACCGACCUGCAGAAUAUUGACUCGGCCUUCCAGCUCACAGAACACCUGAAAGCUCUGUACUAUCACCACACACACCCUCCCGACUCCGAAACCACUACCUCAGUCAGCGCCGAGCUUGCCCGUGAACUCGCACGACCUCCAGCAGGGACGUCGAAGGAGAUCUGGUUGUAUGAGCUGGGUCGCUUCCUGAUCCAGAAAACGAACGCCAUCAUUGUCAACCUUUUUGCAGACGAUCCGCCAUGCAGUGCUUCCACCUGCCCCGAGAUGCGAGCCAGCGAGUGGCAAUACCUAUGCGCCGUCCACGACCCUCCCAAGAGCUGUUCUGCCAUCGACUACUGCUGCCACACACUUGACUGGGCUGCCAGCAGUCUCACGAGCAGCAAGAUGUUCCCGUCGCGAUUGGGUCUUGGUUCAGGGCAAACAGGAGGCAAUGACAAGGUUCUGGCGCAGCAGAUGAAGGAGAUCACCAACAUCUUCCGGCGCGUAUACCGUAUCUAUGCGCACGCGUGGUUUCAACAUCGUGAAAUGUUCUGGAGGGUGGAGAGGCAAACUGGCUUGUAUAUUCUGUUUAAGACAGUCUGUGAUGAAUACGGCAUGAUUCAGCCUGAGAACUACACCAUUCCGCCAGAGGCUGAAGGUCACGAGCCAGAUGAGAGCGGGCAAGAGCAGAGCCGGGCGCCGAGUAUACUUGCCAGAGGCGACGAAUCGUUGAAGCCUGCCGGGAAUGAAGUGAUUGCUAAUGGCAACACUACUAAACGGCAUGGUGGCGGCCAAGGACAUAUUCGGAUUCCGUCAAAUGUGACCAUGGUCAUUCAGGAGGAAGCAGAAGAGGAGGAACCUGCGGAGCAAAAGCCCGGCUUAGAGCGCGCAAAUACUGUGGUGCAUAGCAGAGAGCCAUCAGAAGAGCUGCCUACACCGUCGUUGGACGGAUCAGCAUCGAAUGAGCCCCUGGCAGUUACAGACGAGACAGCAGCCACAGCAGCCGCAGCCGCAACGGACGAACCAGCUGCAUCCUCCGACUCCUCGCCCCACGAGCCUGAAGAUGACAGUGGCGAUCAAACGACCAUCCACAUUGACUCCAAGGGUACCACUGUGGAGACGAAGGCGGAUGAGCCCGGCGUCGAGGUCAAGAUCGAGCCUCUCGAUGUUGAUGAAACCAGCGAGCAGAAGACAGAGCACAAGGUAGAGCAAAUCGGAGCAGCCGAGUGAGCUCUUGGACGUUCACGCCUUUCACUUGCUCGGAAACCAUCAGAGUGUGUUUCCGAGCGUGUAGGGCGCGCUAUAACGAGCGACUACGCGAUCCACAGAUGAAACAGAACCAAUCGCAAUCAGCAGGUUUCUCCGCUGGCGGCUUGCAGUGCAAGAUACAAUCAUCGAUAUGGAGCUGGGACAGACAACGAACGCCAUCAAAGGACAAGAUUUGCAAGCGAUCCUAUUUUCAUGGUUGCACGGCAUCGACUAGCAGCAUCGCCACAUCCUUGCCUUGACAAAUCGGGUUCGCGGCCGCCGAUAGAUGGACUCACAUACGCUGGGCGAAUUGCUGGUGACUUGUCUUCGUGGCGUGUACCUCAAAAUGAACCAGAAGACUACACAAAGCCAUAUGGUGAAGAGAUCGAGAAUUGGAGUGCUUUCGCUGCGAUCACGAUUGGCGACCCAACAUCUGCAGCAGCCUAUGUGCUACAUGAGAAAUGUAUCUUUGUCUGCCACAUGCGUGGACCCUCCUUCGACACACAGCUCUCGCAUAGUAUGCGGCGACUCCUUCAGACCUUGAGA